Molecule: messenger RNA, 5554 nt
Organism: Phyllopteryx taeniolatus (common seadragon)
Lineage: Eukaryota; Metazoa; Chordata; Actinopteri; Syngnathiformes; Syngnathidae
Gene: dbn1
Product: drebrin 1
Exons: 15
Coding region: 22-1941 (639 amino acids)
Biological process (GO): neuron projection morphogenesis; positive regulation of axon extension; positive regulation of dendritic spine morphogenesis
Cellular component (GO): site of polarized growth; dendrite; actin filament
Molecular function (GO): actin filament binding
Source: RefSeq, a predicted model, not a curated record
UUUCCUUUGUCUCCACCAGUCAUGGCUUCCUCCUCCUCUUCCUCUUCCUCCUCUUCCUCCUCCCCCUCCUCCUCCUCACUCAUUCCGCGUCUUUCCUCCAUCAGCAGCGGCCUGGAUGCUCCGCUGGGCUCGAACAUGGCUGUGAACCUCGCAAAGAACAGACUGGCCCUGCUCACCGCCUACCAGGACGUCAUCGACGAGAGCUCCGACACCGACUGGGCCUUGUACACGUACCAAGAUGAUAGCGAUAACGAUUUGACACUGGCAUCAUCAGGAGGUGGCGGCCUGGCCGAGAUCACGCUGACUUUUGACAGCGCCAGGAUUAUGUACGGUUUCUGCAGCCUGAAGGAGCCCAACGCUGCCCUGCCACGAUACAUCCUCAUCAACUGGGUGGGCGAGGACGUGCCCGACGCCAGGAAGUGCGCCUGUGCCAGCCACGUGGCCACCAUUGCGGACUUCUUCCAGGGUGUGGCGGUCAUCAUCAACGCCAGCAGUCUGGACGACAUCGACCCGUCCGCCAUCGGACAACGUCUCACCAACGGGACGACGGUGGCGGCGAGUCCCGUCAUGAGCCGUCUGAAAACCCGAGAGGAGGAGCACGGAGACGUGAAGGGUACGGUGUACCAAAAGACCAACGCAGAAGUGGAGAUGAAGAAAAUCAAUCGAGAAGAAUUCUGGGAGCAGGCCAAGCGUGAAGAGGAGCUGAGGAAGGAGGAGGAUAGGAAGAAGCUGGCCGAGGAACGUCAGCGCUUCGAGGAGGAGCGAAUGGAGCUGGAGAGGAAGGAGCAGGAGAACCGAGAGAGGAGGUACCGUGAGCGAGAGAGGCAGAUCGAAGAGCACAGGAAGAAGAUACAGGAGGAAGAGGAGGCCAAAGACAGGUUGCAGAGUCAAACCACCUUACCCUCAGAGCUGAGCAUCGAUGAACUCAGCCUGGACAAGAAGGAGUCUGAAGUGGAGGUUCAGGAGGCGAAGGCCAUCAUCGCUCAGCGGUCCGGAAACCCCCGGGAGUUCUUCAAGCAGAAGGAACGCGCCAUGACCAUCAGCGUCGACACCUCGCCCAUCACCAUCCACCGGGCCGGCCGCUUGGACAGCCCCUUCUUGAGGCAGCAGCACAGUCCCAGCAGCCCCACUUCGACCCCCCCACCACCCAGGGUUGUGUCGCCACUGCGCGCCAGCGCGCCACACGCACGGACGCACCGCGCCGCCGGGGAAAAUGAGGAGCAAGCGAGCGCGGAGCGCAACGUGGCCGCGGUGUCGCCCAUUCCCAAAAUCGUCACCACGCCCAUUAAGGAGGACGCCGACCUGGAGCAGGAUUGCACAUUUGACUGGGAGCCAAAGCAGGAGCAGAAAGCUCCGGUCCAGGAGUCCUCUGCCACCUCCAAGCCUGUGCAGAGCGUGGCCCCCCAGGCCCGCGAGCCCUCCGCCUUCGCCACAUGGGAUUCCGCCACCGACGACCUGGUGGACAUGUGGGACGCCGCCCCCCCGGCCGCCGCCGCCGCCGCCGCCGAGCACCCCCGCGCCUCCUCCGAUCUGGUGGACCUGAUGGGUGACGCGCCUCCCGGCGACCUCGCCGGCGGCGUUCGCUCCCAGCCGCUCCUCAGCUUCGACGACGCGACGGACGGCGGCCUGCGCUCGGCGGUCGAGGACGACCCCGCCAGCUUGGUGGCCGUGAAUGACUCGGAGCAGAUGACGCUCAGCUACCAGCACGCGUUGCAGCACGCCGCCGGCGACGGACAGAUGCUCAUGACCAACGGGGAGACGCUGAUUAAAGAAGCAACUCAGGCAAGUGAGGGUUACUUCAGCCAAUCACAGGAGGAGGAUUUCGGCCAAUCGGAGGAGGGCUCAGCAAAACCCGCGCCUGUCCUUUAUAACAAGCCACCAGAGAUAGACAUCACGUGCUGGGACGCGGACCCCGUGGCGGACGACGACGACGACGACUAGCCGCCCGGCCCAGCGGACGGCGGGAGGCUGAAAAUGAGGAAGUGCGCUUCGUAAAGAAACACGUUUUUUCUACGAAAAAAAAUAUGAGAAAAAAAAUAUAUAAAAAUACAAAGAAACAAACAAAAAAAGUCUGCAAUGAAAACGACUUGUUUAUCUUUUUUGAGGAAACGUAAUAACAGUAGCCGAACAAGCGGGCGUUUCGCGACAAGAUUUUGUGUGUGUUUCUUACUUUAUUUAUUUGUUUUUCUUUUUUUUUUUUUUUUUUUGCUAUGCAGAUGGAAUAACCGGGAUGUUAUUAAGAUCGCUGAGUGUUAUGGAAAAGCCGUUUGAGCAUUUAUUCAAUGUCCUUCAUCUCCAGCUUAAGAUCUAUGUACUAGUACACUCACUAGUCCUCACUAGUAAGACAAUUCAGCGCACUAAUAGACUGACUGUGUCUUACUAGUAAGGAGUUAUUUUACAUUACUUUAACUACCUUCCACUUCUAUAUGACUUUUCUUCUACUAGUGCACCAAAUUGUCCUACUAGUGAGGACAAAGCGGAUACUCAUACAUGGACCCUAACAUGGACGUCAAGGAUACGCUUUUUGUCCUCACUAGUUGAACACCUUUGCCAUACCCGUAGUAGGACAAGCAAGCUACUAUGGCGCACAACUGUGCACUAGUUGACAACUGCGUGCUACUAGUACUACUAGUGACAUUCUAAAACUCGACUAGCGCUUCACUAUAAAGCCGUUUGAGCGUUUAUUCGAUAUGGAAUAAAUUGUCUUGACCUGCCUUUCUUCCCUUUUUGUGUUGCAGCCGCUUCAUCUUGUAUUUAGUCAGCCCAAAGGUGAAAUAUUCCAUUUAUUUAUCUCAUCGAAAGCUAAAGAUCUUCUGAAUUGACUUUUUUUUUUUUUUAAGUUGUAUAGCAGGUUAUUUUGAUUUAGCAGCGCUUGACUCAUUUUGGCCCAGUUCCCCCCCCCCCCCCCCCCCCAAUGUAUAUACACACACAAAAAAACAACAACACAAAAACAUCCUGAUGAUUACACUGUAGAUAUUUUUCCAGGUUUUUAGAAGUUUUCCCAAGCAAUGAACAUGUUGCACAGUAGGGGAAAAAAAGUGGAUUGGACAGUUUGAUUUGGAUUUGAACACGUUUGACUGUUUAAAAAUAAUAGAAAUGGGCAUCUUAAGUUGUGCGUACGUUUACUUUAAAGUGGCAGAGACUUAACUUUUAGAAACCAAAUAUCUGAGAGAGCGAAGUGAGGAAAGGUUUUAAGUUUUGAGCUUUCCGAACAUGUCGUCCUCCCAGGAAGAUUCCUACAAAGGACUAUUAGCCACACUGAAAAGAUUAUCCUUUUUUUUUUUUUUUACUAUUGUAAUGUGAGACUGGAGUCAAAGUAUUACAUGAAAUAAAUUGGGAAUUUUGACAAGAAAAAGUCGUGACAAAAUUAAAGUUGUAAUAUUACAAGAACACAAUAAUAAUUUGGUGUGGGAAAAGUAGUAAUAUGCCGGGAAACAAAAUAGGCUGUAGUAGUCAAGUUGUGAUAUUAAGAUCAAAAAGUGGUAAAAUAAAACUCUUUGACUAAUAUUAAGAUAAAAGUGGUAAUUUGUUGAUAAAAAAAGUUAUAAAAAUAUCAUUUCUAUACUAUAUAAAUAAAUUACUAAUUCUGCAAGAACAAAGCCGUAAUAUUUUAGAUACAAAUGUCAAAGUUGGCACUCAUUUGUUCAACUUAAACUUUAUCCUAAUAUUACACUGACUUUUUUCCUAUUAAAAUAAAAAUAAUAUACUCCUAAAAUAAUUCUCUUAAUAUUAGGAGGGCUUUCCUAAAAAAAUAUAAAAAAUUUAAAAUUUGCUUAUUUGUCCUAAAGUUUUUUUUACUUUUAUCUCGGUAAGGUUAGGACUCUUUUCCUCAGUUUUCUUUUCCGUGUGGCAUCAAUACUCCUUUGUCGAAUGAAUUGUGGCUUUUUUUUAUCAACUGCUUUUAUUCUGAUGAUACAAAAAAAAUGAAUAAAUAAAUGUACUUUUAUUAUUAUUUUGCAUUUUGGAAUUUUCCAUUGGCGGUGCAUCAAAACCGAAGUGUGCUACAAUUGACAUUCAGGACCCUUUUUGAAUAUUAGCAACAAGGUUGUUAUAGUCUCUUCUUUUGCUGUAUAUUCCUUGUAGAAAAUUAAAACUCCUAGGCAAUAAUAAUAAUAAUAAUUUUAAUAUUAAUAAUUUGUGUAUGUGCGUGUGUGUAUGUGUUCCACCUGAAGAUCACAAAUCAUUUCGCUCAUUGAGACGCCAUCACUUCGUAAAUAUGCAACUUUUACUUUGCUAUUUUGAUUUACGUUUUGUAAACUGAUUACAAAAAAUAUUCCCCCCCAAAAAAAGUGGUUUUAAUGUUUACGAUAUUACGGGAAGAAAAUUCCUCCUAUCAUUGAGGAAAAAAUGUUUAGGAUCACAAGGAAAAAGGUGUAAAAUUAUGACAAAGUCGAAAUAUUAUGUCCCAAAACAUUCUUAAGAAAAAAGUUGUAAUAUUAUGAGGAAAAAAAUUGUGUAAUAUUACAAGAAAAGUAGGUUUGAUGUGGACAUUAUUUUUUUGUAUUACGUGAAAGUGGUCCAAAAUUUUGGGUAAUACUAAAGUAAAAAGUCAUAAUAUGAAAAAAAAAAGAGAACUUUUUAAUAUUACGUGAAAAAUUGUCAAAAUAUUAGGAGAAAGAUGUUUGAUAUGAUUUUUUUUUCACUAUUACAAGGAAAAAUUUCAUAUUAUGAUUACAAAAUUUGUAAUAAUGCGGUCAAAUAAUACGAUAAAAAAUUUAAUAUGACAAAAAUGUUUAAUAUGAUAUUUUUUAAUAUUCCAUUAAAAAGCUUGUAAUAUAAGGAAAAAUAUGUAAUAUUACAAGCACAUUUUGUAAUAUGAGAAAAUAUAUAUAUAAUUUGUGACAUUUAUCAAAAUAUUAUGAUUUUUUAAAAGUUGUGUUUUUUGUAAGAUUUUUUUAUUGAGAGAAAACACGGCAUAAUAUUAUGACAAGAAAAGUUGCAUUAUUACUGAAAUAAAUUGUGGUCUGCAGACAGUUGCAUUUUUACAUUUCCAUGUGUGGGAAUUAGAACUUUAUCGUAAUAGAAUACUAUUUUCUUGUAAUAUUACUCUUUCUAUUACUCUUUUAAUAUUACCAUUUUUUUCCUCUUAAUUUUAAGACUUUUUUGUCAAAAAAAAAAAAAAAAAAUCACAUUUGGAUUUUUUAAAAUUAAAAUCUAAAAGUAUUUAAAAUGAAAACAGAAAUCUGGAAUUUUAAAAGAAUAUCUUUUGCUUAAUUUGGGUUUUUGGGCGAUGAGAUUCUUUUACUGUGAUUAAAUUAGAAUUUGGAUUAAAACUGCUCCUAUUUUCCUCAGAAGAUGCCUUGAAUCCCCCCCCCCCCCACACACACACACACACACACUUCUCGGCCUUCUUUUUUCUCCAUUUUGAACGGUUGAAGCUGCUUGUAGUUUUCAUUUUAUCAUCCACGGCUGUUUUCUCUCUGGUCUUAAUAUAAUCGAUUUAACAUAAUCCACGAUCCGUACAGUAGACAUUUUGUUUUCCAUUUGUCAGUCAAUAUCUCUUCUAAUAUGUUCACUGAUGCAUUCAAAUUAAAAUUGUUUUCUAAAGGUGCAA